Messenger RNA from Gryllus bimaculatus (two-spotted cricket), 451 nucleotides. The record is from the annotation of a GenBank genome assembly. Lineage: Eukaryota; Metazoa; Arthropoda; Insecta; Orthoptera; Gryllidae.
AGACUCGUAGCAGUUGAGUUGUCAUCUGUUUGUUUCUCGGGCAGCUGAAACGCCAUCUAAAAUGCAGGCGCACGGCGACCUGGAGCUGCGGCGGUUCCACUCCGCCUUGUCCUCGCUGCAGGCCGCCUUCGAGGAGAUGACCUGGAACUCCAUGUACCUGGUCGGCUACUGCAAGACGCUCGAGGUGUGCGACAGUUUGCACCUGCUCCUGCCCAUGGAAGACGGAUUCGAUCAACUUGCUCGCCUCGUGCGGCAGAUGCAGGUGACGCACAAGCGCCGCGUGCUGGCGGCGGCCGCCAAGGCGCGGGCGCUCAUCCUGGACGUGGAGCGCAUCCUGCAGCGCAUCGGGCCCCCGCCCCCCUCACCCCGCCCCGCCCCGCACGCCCACUUAGCCGCGGGUUAUCUAAAAUGUCUCCAAAACUUGAAAUUUGUAAUUCAUGGAGAUAAUUAA